Molecule: messenger RNA, 5529 nt
Organism: Hansenula anomala
Lineage: Eukaryota; Fungi; Ascomycota; Saccharomycetes; Phaffomycetales; Wickerhamomycetaceae
Exons: 1
Coding region: 1-5529 (1842 amino acids)
Biological process (GO): ubiquitin-dependent protein catabolic process via the N-end rule pathway; protein ubiquitination
Cellular component (GO): ubiquitin ligase complex; cytoplasm
Molecular function (GO): ubiquitin protein ligase activity; zinc ion binding
Source: RefSeq, a predicted model, not a curated record
AUGAUGACCGGUUUGACCAGUCAGGAUCACCGUGAGCUAUUAAAAAAGUAUUUAGUUCAUCUUCCGCACCAAUUUCAUUAUGAUUUUAGUGAUGCUGCUAGAAUUGAUCUAAGGCGAGCUUUAUAUUAUGCUGCUGCUGAUGGAGGGCGCUACAUACGUGCAUUUUUCCCAGAUGUCGAUGAAGAUCAAUUACCCACUUAUGCUCAAGUAUUGAUGCCAGAUAAAUGUCAUAAGAAGUGCUCACAAGAGUUUUAUUUGAAAAGAGGCGAGAAUGUUGAUCCACGUCACCCAAAUCGAUCUUGUGGACGUAAAUUUAAAAAAGGUGAACCAGUUUAUAGAUGCGUCACAUGUGGUCAUGAUGAGUCUUCAGGACUUUGUUUAAACUGUUACAAUGAAAAGUUUCAUAAAGGUCAUGAUGUUAUUAUGAGUAUAUGUCAAAGAGAAUUCGGAGGUGUAUGUGAUUGUGGCGACCCAGAAGCGUGGAAAUCAAAAGUCCACUGUGAUCAUUUUGAUGUUGAAGAAACUAGUGAUAGUGAUUUUCCAAUUGACUUUAAAAACUCACUAUAUGAUACGAUAGAGAUUGUUCUUGAUUAUAUUGUUGAUGUCAUGGCAGGCUCUUCGUCGUCUAUCCUGAAGGGUAUCAGAGAUAGUCCAGCAAAAAUCAUCGAAGAAUCUCAAAGAUCAACUUUGCUAUAUGAGAAAUACAAAGGUCAGGACUGGAAUUCGGAAAAAUUCUAUUUAUUAUUGUACAAUGAUCAAAACAAACAAUACAGAGAUGCCAUUCAAAGAGUCGCACUUACAACGGAAAAAGUUUUAGACUUUGCAACAAUGGUCGCUGAUGAGGUCCACCAACAUGGGAGAGCAAAAGUGAUUGGAUCAUCGGAUAUCGAGACAUUACUUAAUGCCCAAAAAACUUUAGAAGCCACAGGCUUAUCAAGUUGCAUCAGAAGUGCCCGUGAUAUAUUCAGGGAAGAGAUGUGCGCUGAUAUGGUUCAAUGGUUGACAGAUAUUGCAAAUGGUUCAAUCAGCGGGAAUUACAACGUUUCAAGAGAUUUGCUGCUGAGGGCGGUAUGCAGCCCCUGGAAUACAGGUGUAUCAUGCUAUCCAAUUCCUGAGGGGCAUCCCAUUGGUUUUUUGGACUUGGAUAUGAUACCCAACGUGGCCAUCUCCUCUAGAGAUUCUUCGAAUCCCAAAAGUGAGAACUGGAAAUUCACACCAACAAGCUGGAAUGUUGAUGGCGAGCUAGCUAAUGAAUGUGGAUAUGAUGUUAAUUUUUCAUUCAAUCAUCAGGAUAAGAAAUCUUUCCACGGUUCAAAAUUUCAAUACUUGCUAUUCUUUGAUAUUCGGUACUGGAAGUCAUUUAGGGUUGAUCUUCAUAAUCUCUUCAGCUCAGUAUUAACAGCCAAUUUAACCUAUAGACCACUACUUUGCUGCCAAUACCUAGAUAUUUAUCCUACUAUGCUGGAGUUGUUUUUUCUUCAUGACCGAGAACCAGAGUCCAGCUGUAUGACUUCAAUGAAUCAAAUAUUAACGCCAUUCGGAACAGCCACUAUGAUUGCUGACCAUGGUGACCUGACAAGGCUUUUAGCUGCUGCUUAUAGUUUUCUCACUUCGUUAUCAGUCAGACGCCCCUGUGAUGUUGACACUUCCAUGAAUCUAGCACCAACUGCGUUCAAAAAUAGGAAAGUGGGUCAAGUGUUUUUUGAUAUUUGUUGUAUUCUGUUGAAGUCAGAUAGUGUUGAGAAUAUAUUGACUUCUCAAUUCAUCAAUCAGGUCUGUGAUAUUCUUGAGUUGUUUCAAGGAAGACCAACGCUAGAAAGAGAAGCAGUGGAACAUGUGGAGUACGAGUCUACUGAUUAUGGACUUUAUUUCAAUAUCUAUUCUGUCAUUUCUUCAUUAUCGGAGAUGGUUGCUAAGACAUUUUUGAAGCCUAAUAAUAAAUCCACUCCAGAAUUAAUAACUGUUGCGUUUUCAAGGCUUCUGAUUCUUUUGCAUUCAAAUCAAGGAUCAAAUGGGUCCAGUGACAUUACAGAUUUGAUUUACAAAAAUAUUGACACUCUAGAAGGAAAGUUGAAUGUGACAGACUUCAAAGUUCAUUCCUCAAAAGUUAGUUUUCUUCACCCAAUGCAUGCAUUCCUGACAUGGAUAGUUCAAUAUUCUGGUAUUACCGACUUAGCCCAAUUGGAUGACAAUUUUAGGUCAAAUUCUGUUGACGAGAUGGCAAGAGUUUUAGUUGAACACCCUCUUAGAGUAAUAGUGAUGUUAUCUCAGAUCAAAAUAGGGUUCUGGGUUAGGAAUGGUUUCAGUAUACGUACACAGCUACACAUCUACAAAGGAAGUGGUAUCAGAGAAUCUGGUUAUCGAAGAGACUUAUUUAUGAUUCAGUUCUUGGCCAGUAUUGCUAACUCUGAAAUGAUUUUGAUGUCUAUGUUUAGCAGAUGGUCGUUGCUCCCUUGGCUUAAAGAAGAUUUUGGAAAUCAUGAUGAUUAUGAUGCUGCUGAGCUACCAUUGAUGGUUGAAGAAUGCCUUUUAUUUUUCAUCCACCUCUUAUCACAAACCUCAUACUAUUUUGAUCCAACUGAAGUGAUAGAUCAAAGGCUUUCAACUGAGAUCAUCCAUGCUUUGUGUUUCCAACCAUUGACUUAUUCCAAGUUGUGUUCUGAAGUACCAGACUUUCUUGUCCAUGAAAAGCGCUUUGAUUUGGUGCUGAAGAAAGUUGCAAAUUAUGAACCUCCAUUAUCAAGUAAUCAAUCGGGUAUUUAUAAGCUCAAAGAAGAAUUGUUCAGCCAGGUGGAUCCUUAUUAUAUUCAUUACAAUUCUAAUAAAAGAGAAGAAGCUGAAAAGGCGAUGAAAGAGAGAAUUUCAAAAAAGAAAAAGGUCCCUAGUACGGAAACAUUCAUCACUCCAAGUUUGAAGUCGCUUGAAAAUACAGUGUUCAAAGAUUUGUUUCGUUUCACCUCCUCCAAAAAUUUUGUGCAAUUCUUGAAGUCAACGUUGAAAUAUGUGAAUAAUGAGGGAAUAGCUAAAACAGAUACAAUGCUUAACUUUGCUUUGCACCUCAUUCAUAUUGCAAUCGAAGGUAGAGAAUUGAAGUACUCAAGGGAAUUUAGUGAAAAUAUUUGGUCUGAACUUACAGCUGACCACAAUGAACCAUUUUAUUACGAAAGUGUUGGUUCUUUGUUAUAUAAAUUUUUGAAGGAUGAUGAUUACGGCUUACAUCAUUCUAAAAUUAGGGAAAUAUUCAGAACGUUAAAAGAUAAGGACAGAACGGUGGAUAGUUAUUUGAAAGAACAGGUUCAAAGUUUUGAUGCUUCAAUUUUAGGAUCAGAUUUUCUUUCUCCACCACCAACUGCUUCAUCUGAAUUUGAGCGCAAAAAAAUACUGGCCAGAGAAAGAAGAGCAAAGAUUAUGGCCAAGUUCAAACAGCAACAAUGUCAAUUUGUGGAAAAGAACAAACUUGAUGGGGAUGGUAAUGAUACCGAUACUGAUGCAGAUAUGGUGGAUAAUGAUGAAGAGGUGAAAGGAUGGCUUUAUCCGGAGGAACAUUGCAUUUUAUGUCAAAUGCCCAAGGGACCUGAUGAGUUUUUUGGUGUUGUUUUCAAUGCGUCCGCUUCAUCGUCUGCUAGAACUGUUCCUUUUGAGGAUAAAUAUUGGACAUUGAAAGCUUUUGAUGAAUCCAAUCAUGACAACCCGAAGUUGAGUCGGUAUUAUGAUGAUGUUAGGUCAAAACAUGUUAUUGGUCCAGCUUUCCCUAUGAACGAGCAUGAUUGUACGUUAAGCAGUGUUGUUGCUUCAAGCUGUGGUCAUGGUAUGCAUUAUUCCUGUUAUCAGAAUUACCUUGUCUCAACAAGAAGUCGCCAAACACAAAUCACCAGAACAGUUCCUGAAGAUUUUGAGAAUCUUGAAUUCAUAUGUCCUUUGUGUAAAUCCUUAGGAAAUCUAUUUGUUCCGAUUCUUUGGACGCACAAUAAUCGGUCGUUGAAAGAGUUUUUGAAACCGCAAGAAAAUUGGCAUGCUGGAUUUGAUUCAUUGAGGUAUUCAUCAUUUUCAGAUUCGGAAUCAGAACUUACCCAUAUUUUAGCUGAUGAUGCUCUUUCCUCGCUAAAAUCACAAUACAAAAGCUUGAUUUUGCAAAAUACUAUUCCUAAAGCAUUGCGUGAUAUAACCUCAAGAAUUUCAAAGCGUAUAGGGGAGCUUUCUCAACCACAUUUUAGAGAAUAUUUAACCAAACUGAUUUCCAACACCAUUUCCUCUACAGAAAUAGCUCUAAGGAGAACUGAUUCUGAGAUCAAUGUGGCUUCGAAACUAUCAAAUCAAACUUUGACAACAUUAAGAAUACUUGUGGAGUUCAAGAAAACUUGGUUUGCUAUACUUUCUCAUUACCAACACCAUAAGUUGCCAGAAGAGAAUGUUCAAGUAAAAGUUGCAGAUGAAUGUCUAGGAAAGUUGGCUUACUUAUCAAGUGAUAAGGUCUUUGAAGUUUUUGACGAUCUUGAUUUCUUUGAGAUGUUGGUUUCAUGUGUUCCAUCGAAUAAUAUUUCGGACAACUCAAUUCAAAGGUUGUGUUAUACUGGGCUUUUGAUUCAAAUAAUAGCAACUUUACUUUCACAACUUAAAGGCAGUAUGUUUGAUGAAAAAGUCGGUCUUUUUGAUUUGAGUCUCCUAGAAGUAUCAGAGAACACAAGCUCAAAUAUUCUGGGUCUAGCUAGACAAAUCAGAGAUAAUCAUCCAGUGUUUGAUAAUUUACCUGAUGAAGUAUUUGAAGAUGUGAGGUUUCCGAAUUUGUUAUACACCUUGUUGGUUCAUUCUAUCACACCUUUCUUGAGAAAGGUCUCUAUCUGGUGCUUAGCUUCAUGUGCAAAUUUGGAUAGUGUGGAUUUGGAUCAGUACUAUGAAGAUGAUAGUGAAGCUAUUAGGUUGGCCAAGUUUUUGAAUCUACCCACUGUGGAGGAGCAAUUAGAAUUGUUCAACCAACCAGAAACUGUCGAGAAUUCCAAAUUUUCAGGCUUUGUUCAAUAUAUCCAAACCACUGAUAAUGAUCUAAGGUUUUCUAAGUUGGAAUAUCCAGGUCUUGUGAAGCUUAUCGAUAUCCCAAAGAGGUUGGAUGACAUUUUUACAAAGAUCAUAUAUGUCAAGCCAGAAUUUAAGUCGAUUAUAGGGUUUGAUCCUGCUGUUUGUUUAUUCUGUGGAAAGAUUGUUAAUCUGCAGAAAAGUGCGUACGAAGGAAACAAAGGUGAAUGUAAUAAUCAUUAUGAGAAUGAGUGUCUGAAUGAUUUCGGGAUGUUUCUAUUGCCGAAACAUAGCUCAAUACUGUUACUACAUAAAGGAAAUGGUUCCUUCCACCCUGCACCCUAUAUUGAUAGUCAUGGUGAAUAUGAUUCGGAUGCUAGACAAGGUCAGAUUUUAACGUUAAGUGAAGAUAAAUAUGAUAACUUUAUAAAACAAAUGUGGCUUCAACACGAUACACAAAACUAUGUCACUAGAAAGUUGGAAGGAACACUGGAUAUAGGUGGAUGGGAGACAUUAUAG